AUGUUGGGUAAUGGGCAACCUGUGGAUUUGUAUAAGCUCUUCAUGUUGGUGAAGGAGAAAGGUGGCUAUGAUGUUGUUUGUAAGAAUGGGUUGUGGGAUUUGGUGGGGGAAGAAUAUGGGUUGGGUGUGAAGGAUGGUUCCUAUGUUAAAGGGGUUUAUAGUAAGCACUUAAGGACUCUAGAGGCAAGGCUCAAGAAUGUUGCUGGCAGUAAGUUCACUGAGUGUGGUUUAGUGGAUGAUAGAGUUAAAUUUGGUAAGCGUUUGAUGGAGUUGCAAUCUGAAUUUUUGUUGGAUGAUUAUGUUGAGGAAGAGGGUGGGGACAAACUCAAUAGUGUAUAUGACUAUCAAGAUGGGAGGAAAUUAUGUGGUAGUAAUAGAGUGAAGGGCAUGAAUCCAGAGUCAAAUGUGGAUGAACUCGAUAGGGUAUAUGACUAUCUAGAUGGGAGGAAGUUGUGUGGUACUAAUAGAGUGAAGGGAAUGAAUCCAGAGUUUAAUGGGGCCAAGAAAGUUAAGACUGAAGGACUUGUUGAUUUGAAUAUGGUGGAUCAUAAGGCGAAUGAGCCUGAUCUUGGACACUUGUGCAACCAUAAUGCCGCAAUGGAUAUACUGGAAGAGUUUGAUGGAGGCAAAAUAUUAGCAGUUGAUGAAUCUGAUGCAGUAAAAAACGUGCAUGGAUUGUCUGAUGGAGGGAAGAGGUGUGAUGAUGAUGACAAUGACAAUGAUGAUGAUGAUGACAAUGACAAUGAUGAUGAUAUCUUGAUAUUAGAUCCAUCCAUUGUUAAUAAAGAGAGCUUUGGUUGUAAGAAGAGAGUGUCUAUGUGGAAUGUAUCUGAUGCAGUAAACAACAUGCCUGGAUUGUCUGAUGGAGGCAAGAGGUGUGAUGAUGAUGAUGACGACAAUGAUGAUUAUGACGGCGAUAACUAUGACAAUGACAGUGACAUCAUGAUAUUGGAUCCAUCCAGUAUUGAUAAAGAGAGUUUUGGUUGUAAGAAGAAGUGUCAGUCUAUGCAGUACAUGCUAAGCUGGGUUAAGGGCAUUGCAGAGAACCUUUGUGAUCCUGUAGUUGGUUCAAUUCCUGAAAAGUCAAAGGGGAAGUUUUACAGUAGUCAGGAGAUCUGGAAGCAGGUUUUGUUGUUUAGAGAAGCUGUCUUUCUGAAGAAAAGUUUUGAAUCAAGCAAUGAACAACUUACUUGGAAGGGUCAGAAGAUGCAUCCUUCCUUGUACGAUGAUGGUCACCAAGGCUUAACCUACAAUCUUAGAAAGAGGUUGAAACGUGACAAGAGGCAUUUAGUUGGAAAAUCUUCAACUAAUGGAGUCUCUUCAGGAACACAGAGAGGUUUGGAGAGAAUCCAAAGUCCUCAUACUGAAGUUUGUGCUGUGAAAAAGUUACUUGAUUCAUGUACUGCACGCUCAAGUCUUGAUAGAAGUGCCACAGUGCCUAUCCCUUUGGGGCCAGCCCACCAAGCUGAAGUGCCACAAUGGACUGGCAUGACUUAUGAGAGUGAUUCUAAGUGGUUGGGGACUCGAAUAUGGCCAACAGAAAAUGUAAAUUCCAAACAUUUUUUUGAAAGGGACCCCAUUGGAAAGGGAAGAGAAGAUUCAUGUGGCUGCCAAGUACAAGGUUCUGUUGAGUGUGUGCGGUUCCACAUUGUUCAUAAAAGAACUAAACUGAAGUUGGAAUUGGGUGAGGCUUUUUACAAGUGGAAUUUACAUAAGGUAGGUGAAGAAGUUAGGCGUUUGUGGACACGGGAAGAAGAGAAGAAGUUCAAAGAUGUGGUGAAAUCAAACCCUCCUUCACUUGAAAGAUGUUUCUGGGAUCAUAUUUUUAAAGCAUUUCCCAUGAAGAGCAGGGAAGAUUUAGUUAGCUACUACUUCAAUGUCUUUAUUUUGCAGCGCAGAGGAUACCAGAAUAGGCAUACUCCAAAUGACAUUGACAGUGAUGAUGAUGGAUCUGAAUUUGGACCAUUGAGGAAGGUUUUUGGACAUAAAUCACGUAGCUCCACCUUAUUACCCCCCAAAAGCCAGAGACAGAGGGAAGAUAGAAAGUGAAUGUAAGUCCAAAUCAUGAGCUUCAUUGAGAAUGUACAUGUCUCUUUGGUGCAGCAAUUUUCAGUAUCAAUGGAUCUUUCUCUCCUUGCUUAGAAUAUCAAAAUCAUCAUUUCUUUUGAUGAGUAAAAAAGAUUUGGACUUAAAAGAUGAUGGUUUUGGUGUGGCUCAAUACCGGAGAGAUGAGAAAUGAUGUCUUUGGUGAUGGAUGCAGCUAACUAUGAAUAUCUGACAACACAUGAGUUAAGAGUUGCUUUUUCCAAUUUUGAGACAUAACAUUUGUCUGUUCACAUUGAUAGAUAUAUUGUAGGCACAGGCACUUUCAAUUGCUCAUUUUAUUUGUUAUUUUCACCUGGUUUUGAUCACAAGGGUUACUUUAAAAAGUUAUAACAAUAGCAUCAGGAAUAUAGAGUAAC
Molecule: messenger RNA, 2462 nt
Organism: Gastrolobium bilobum
Lineage: Eukaryota; Viridiplantae; Streptophyta; Magnoliopsida; Fabales; Fabaceae
Product: AT-rich interactive domain-containing protein 1-like
Exons: 2
Coding region: 1-2049 (682 amino acids)
Molecular function (GO): DNA binding
Source: RefSeq, a predicted model, not a curated record